This is a messenger RNA of Sorex fumeus (smoky shrew), 1134 nucleotides long. RefSeq names its product tachykinin receptor 2 (gene TACR2). Gene Ontology annotation, cellular component: plasma membrane; sperm midpiece. Bases 1 to 1134 code for a protein of 377 amino acids. Gene Ontology annotation, molecular function: substance K receptor activity. The transcript is spliced from 5 exons. Lineage: Eukaryota; Metazoa; Chordata; Mammalia; Eulipotyphla; Soricidae. The record is from RefSeq and is a predicted model, not a curated record. Gene Ontology annotation, biological process: positive regulation of flagellated sperm motility; G protein-coupled receptor signaling pathway.
AUGGGAGCCAACGGCCCCGGCCCGGACACCCACCUCUCCUGGGACCUCGAGAGCAACGCCACGGGCCUCACCGCCUUCUCCAUGCCCGGCUGGCAGCUGGCUCUGUGGGCCACGGCCUACCUGGUUCUGGUGCUGGUGGCCGUGACCGGCAACGCCACGGUCAUGUGGAUCAUCCUGGCCCACCCGCGGAUGCGCACUGUCACCAACUACUUCAUCGUCAACCUGGCCCUGGCCGACCUCUGCAUGGCCGCCUUCAACACCGCCUUCAACUUCAUCUACGCCAGCCACAACAUCUGGUACUUUGGCCGCGCCUUCUGCUACUUCCAGAACCUCUUCCCCAUCAUGGCCAUAUUUGUCAGCAUCUAUUCCAUGACGGCCAUCGCCGCGGACAGGUACAUGGCCAUUGUGCACCCCUUCCAGCCCCGGCUGUCAGCUCUGGCCACCAGAGCGGUGAUCGCGGGCAUCUGGCUGGUGGCCCUGGCCCUCGCCUUCCCCCAGUGCUUCUACUCCACCAUCGUCAAGGACCAAGGUGCCACCAAGUGCCUGGUGGCCUGGCCCAAGGACGGCGGGGGCAAGACACCCCUCUUGUACCACCUCGUGGUGCUCGUUCUCAUUUACUUCCUGCCUCUGCUGGUGAUGUUCCUCGCCUACAGUGUCAUCGGCUUCACGCUGUGGCGCCGCGCGGUUCCUGGGCAGCAGGUGCACGGGGCCAGUUUGCGCCACCUGCAGGCCAAGAAGAAGUUCGUGAAGACCAUGGUGCUGGUGGUGGUGACGUUUGCCGUCUGCUGGCUGCCCUAUCACCUCUACUUCAUCCUCGGCAGCUUCCAGGAGGACAUCUACCACCACAAGUUCAUCCAGCAGCUCUACCUGGCCCUCUUCUGGCUGGCCAUGAGCUCCACCAUGUACAAUCCCAUCAUCUACUGCUGUCUCAACCACAGGUUCCGCUCGGGAUUCCGGCUCGCUUUCCGCUGCUGCCCGUGGGUCACACCCAGCGAAGAGGACAAGAUGGAGUUGACCCACACUCCGUCCAUGUCCAUGAGGGUCAACAGGUGCAACACAAAAGAGAUUUUGUUUGUGGUUGGGGACGUGGCCUCGCCUGAGAGUCCUCAGGACAGGGGACCGACUGAGCCCUGA